GGGGGAGAUGCUCCUGCGUAUUGUAUUAUAUUGUACUUGUACUUUGUCCUUGUCACAGCUCAGGAGAAAUCGACACUACACGUAUCUUUUCGUUUUCACUCUAUCUAUCCCACCAUUAAGCUUUUCUUCUCACAAUGGGUUCCAUCUCCACCAGCGAACCGGCCUUGUUCUAUCAGAGCGCCUACACGACCAAGCACCCGACCGUGGUGUCUGCGUCCGGGCUGUACCUGACACUGGAGAAUGGCCAGAAGGUCCUCGAUGCGACGUCUGGCGCCGCCGUGUCGGGCAUCGGUCACGGCAACAAGCGUGUGAAGGAGGCCAUCGUGGCGCAGCUGGAUAAAGUCGAAUAUGCACACCCGGGCUAUUUCCAAAACACGCCGUCCAAUGAGCUCGCGGAUUUCCUCGUCCAAACCACACAGGGGAAGCUGUCCAGAGCAUGUCUCCUCGGUUCGGGUGAGUCCUGACUUCAUUACUCUCCUACCCGAUAGAACAAACAUUGAUGGCUAAACGUCACAUACAGGGUCCGAGGCAAUGGAAGCGGCCAUGAAGCUCGCCCGGCAGUAUCAUCUCGAGCUCUCCCCCGACUCACCUCGACUCAACUUCAUCGCGAGAAAGGGCUCCUGGCACGGCUGCACGCUCGCCGCGCUCUCCCUGGGAGACUUCACACCCAGGAAAGAAAUCUUCCGCUCCAUACUGCACAACAACGUCACGCACGUCUCGCCGUGCCACCCGUACCGCGACCUGCGCGACGGCGAGACCACCGAGGAGUAUGUCGCCCGGCUCGCACAAGAACUGGAAGAUGAGUUCCAGAGACUGGGCCCCCACACCGUGUGUGCGUUUGUCGUCGAGCCCAUGGUUGGCACGG
This is a messenger RNA of Hyaloscypha bicolor E, 865 nucleotides long. RefSeq names its product PLP-dependent transferase. Gene Ontology annotation, cellular component: cytosol. The record is from RefSeq and is a predicted model, not a curated record. The coding region runs from base 135 to 464 and encodes 109 amino acids. Gene Ontology annotation, molecular function: transaminase activity; pyridoxal phosphate binding. NCBI's taxonomy places the organism in Eukaryota, Fungi, Ascomycota, Leotiomycetes, Helotiales, Hyaloscyphaceae. The transcript has a single exon.